CGUUCGCACUGCGACGCCGACUCCAUAAAUUUCAAGAUGCUGCCAUCAUUCAGCGAGUGACUCAAACAAUUAACAUUAAUCCGUCAUUUAAAUAAUCCAGCCCCUGAGAAUUUCCAGUGCAGUUUCCAUUACCUUCCAUGAAUUUUUCGAGGAUGUAGAUAAGGACGGGGAUAACGAAGGUGCAGAGAAGAUCUUGUCUUAUAGCUGUUGCGGGGGAGUGAACGUUGCCUGAAGAGAAUGAGUACUUUAUUCCUGUUGGUGUUGAACCUUUUUGCUGCUGGAGUCAGUCUAGUUGAUGGAAAGCUGUACGUGAACAUCAGCGGGGAUAUCACCCUGGGAGGGUUGUUUCCUGUUCACAGGAAGGGAAGUGGUGGCCAGAGGUGCGGAAAAAUUCAGUGGGAGGAUGGCAUCCAGCCCCUCGAGGCGAUGCUCUACACGGUGCAACAGAUAAAUCAGGAUCCCAAACUUCUGCCGGGGAUCAAACUCGGAGCACUCGCCUUCGACUCUUGUGAUAAUGCUAAUUACGCACUCGAGCAGGCACUCAAUUUUGUCAAGGGUUUCAUAGCUCACGUGAAUGAAUUCCACGAGCAGGAAUUUCAGUGCUCAGACGGAAGUAUCCCAAGAUUUCGGGGCGGUGGUUUUGACAAAGUCGUUGCAGUACUUGCAGCACAGUCUAGUUCCAUAACACUGCAGGUUGCGGCGAUGCUACGUUUAUUCACGGUGCCUCAAAUAUCCUACAUGGCGACAAGCCCUUCACUGAGCAACAAAGAGCGAUAUCCCCAUUUCUACAGGACUGUACCAAGUGACGUAAAUCAGGCCCACGCCAUGUUAGCAAUAUUGAAGAGAUUCGAGUGGACUUAUGUGUCAGCGAUUUAUUCAGACACGGAAUACGGAAAUCAUGGGUAUGAAACACUUGUCUCGCUGGCGAACAAUUAUUCCAUCUGCUUCAGUGCACCUCAGAAAAUAGACAAGGAGCGCUUUACCGAUGAGGACUACAAGAACGUCAUUCGGACAAUCGCGAAUACGACUGAAGUUCGAGUCGUGGUGAUCUUCUCGGAGAGGAGCACGACUUUACGAGUGCUGGAGGCAGCACGAACCCUGGGAUUUGAAACGAAAUUCGUUUGGAUCGGCAGUGAUGCGUGGUCCAAUACCAAUCACCGUGAAUUCAUCAACACCUUCAAUCAGAACAAGGGUGAGGAGAAGGUGCUCGAGGGUGCUCUUGCUGUUCAGCCCUUGUCGAGGCAUCUCGCUGGAUUCGAUGACUACUUCAAGAGCCUUCGUCCCGAUCACCAAGCAAUUAAUCCUUGGUUCGGGGAAUUCUGGGAGGACUAUCACAGGUGCAAUCAAUCAGUCAAUGAUACGUCAUGCAGCGAAAGUGGCUACAAGCAGCAGAAGUUCCUCCACUUUGUACGCGAUGCUGUUUAUGCUAUAGCGCAUGCACUCCACGAUAUGCAGGUGAAUGUGUGCGGUAAAAAUCAUGUGGGUAUGUGCGACAAGAUGAGGCACAUUGAUGGUGACACUCUUUCGCUGUACUUGAAUGCGGUUACGUUUAAAGAUGAGGCGGGGAGUCCAUUCAGAUUCGUUAACAACGUCGACGGACCCUUGAGGUACUCUAUCCUGAAUUUUCAGAGGCACCACGAUGGAACGUACCACUGGCACGUUGUCGGCAAUUAUACACGAGGUGAUAAUGGAGAGCCGAUUCUGUACAUAAACUCAACCCUGAUGAAAUACAGAAGUCAGGGUGAGUUGGGCCGGAAGUUCUUUCCGAACUCGACGUGUUCGGAGACCUGUCUUCCACAUCAAGUGAAAGUCCGGGAAAAGGUGGACCCGUGCUGUUGGAGAUGCAGAAACUGUGGUCUGUAUCAGUGGAAAGUGGAUGAUCACAGAUGUGAGGACUGCGAAUGGGGAACUAGACCAAGUGGUGGUGGAAAAUUUUGCGCACCCAUCGACGAGGACUUCAUCGAUUACUCGAGUCCGUGGGCGGUCGGAACCAUGGCAGUAGCCAGCUGUGGAAUUUUAUUAACGAUAUUCGUCCUAUCGGUGUUCUGGAUCUACAGUGAUACACCAGUGAUAAAGGCGUCAGGUCGUGAAUUAUCGUCCCUCUUGCUGCUGGGGACUUUGGUGUCCUUCCUCAUGACAUUCGCGAUGGUCGCUGAACCGACUACAGAAACCUGUGCAAUCACUCGAUUCGGUAUUGGCCUGUGCUAUACCCUCUGCUACGCAGCCCUGGUAACCAAGACCAACAGGAUCCACAGGAUCUUCAACAAAAAAUGCCAGAGCCCCCACAAGCCCAGGUACACCAGCCCCAAGUCCCAGCUCUGCAUCACUGGAAUUUUAACUCUCGUUGAGGUGAUUAUAAAUGGAAUUUGGCUGCUACAAGUUCCACCAGGUAUUGCACAUUCAUAUCCCACGAGGGACUCAAGGCUGAGGAUCUGCAAGGGACUGGACGAUAGAUCUUACAUGGUGGGAUUGAUUUACCCAUUCAUGUUAAUCGUGGCCUGCACGAUAUACGCUAUUAAAACUCGAAAAUGUCCCGAGGGAUUCAACGAGACGCGCCACAUAGCAUUCACCAAUUACACAACGAUGGUCCUCUGGUUGGCAUUUGUACCGCUGUACCUCGCCUCGACGAAUAAUUCAAUUCGAGUCGUUACACUGGCCCUGUCCCUUUCACUGAGUGGUCUGGUACAACUUGGAUGCUCAUUCUUCCCAAAAGUUUACAUUGUCCUGAUGAAACCGGAGAAAAAUACCAAGGAACUCGUUAUGGCCCAGCACAGGAGCUCAUCAUACCUGGCGACUCCAUCAGCAACACCCAUCGUCGUACUCAAUGGUCAUGCUAUACAAUCCAGCAUGAGAGAGAGUCAGUCAUCCCUGCGGUCCUCUAGAGUCAGCAGCAAUGCUUCAAAUUUCUAUAAUUUGAAACCUCUGAUAAUCGACUCAGAUACUGGGUCAAUCGAAGGAACAACAGAGAACGCAAGUGACUCCGAGAUAAUAUCGUCCUAAAAGCAUCUAAAAUUAGCCUAAAUUCCGAUUACUGCACUGUCAAAAAAAAAAAUUCCUAAUGGAGUUUUCGACAAUGACUGUCUUCCUGCGAUUAAUUGAUCGAUAAAAUAAAGUUGACCCAUUCUACAGAACUAGAUUGAACGGAUUAAAAGCCUUCAGGACCAAAACUGAUCUGUUGAAUUGAAACAAACUGGAAAACAUAUCGUUAAAUUAAGAGAAAUUAUGAAUAUUAACGACGUAGAUGUUAAGAGAAUAAUUGUUCAAAAGCAUAUCGCGUACAUUGACCUAGUUGUAAUAACAAUUCACAAUUCAAUAUUUCACAAUGAUUAAGCGGGCUGUGUAAUUAAUUACAAAUGCGGGUAUUAUAAUAGAAUAUAUGGAGACAAACGCUUGGCAUUUUUCUUCAAUUCAAUCCUAGAAGUGUGGAAUAAUUAUUGUUCACUGGGGACUUCGUUCGUGUAGAUGUCAUUAUUAAACAAUUGGAAGCUUAAGUGGAAUAUUAAUGAGCGGCGAGGGGAGAGGAAUUUUAUAUUCAACAAGUAUACGACAUAUCUUAGUUGUUCUGUUCUCAUGUGCCUGAUUGUUAUAUUUCUUUUAUUUUAACGGAAUUGUAUAUAUUUGUACAUAUAUGUGGAGGAAAUAAACUAUAACAGCAUCAAAAUGAGUUCAGCAAUACAAUAAUACGUAUUAUAUUAAUAUUUUUAAAGAAUUUAAUUGCCAGAAAAAAUAUUUCAUCCUUCAAAAAUCUUUAUUACCAAAUAUAUACAAAAAAUUCCAAUAUUAUCAUCUCAACAAAUCACAAGUACAAUAUUCAAUAACUCUAUGAAGAAUUUCAUGUUAAAAUGAUCUAUUCAAUUCACACGACGUUUAAAUCCGAAUUACAUUUGAAAAUAAGUGCCACAGCGAAUUUUCCUGGUUUUAAUAACGCUUGACAUCAGAAGGCACUUAAUGACAAGGAAUAAAAAUAGAUUGAAAACUAUAAACUUAACUACUGGAACAUGAACUCACUGUACAACAACUUAUCGAGAUAAAUAUUAAUGUGAUGGUGAGUGGUAUAAUAUUUCCAUAAUGAAAUAACUCUUAUAAUUAACGGACGAUGAUCUAUACAAGCUCUGGAAACGAUCGAUCACAUCAAUAAUAAUAAAAUUACUCAAUACUAAAAAUGGAAUAUUCCAUUAUUUAAAAAAUGACAGAAGAAUAUUCUAUUUUAUAAAUUGAUUUUCCUUUGGAUGAACAACUGCUCAUGGAAUGCUUACUGAUAUUAAUUAUUCUAAUUAAAAAUAGCUUAUCAAUAAAAUUUCAAUGCUCACUGGCAAUCGAUGCAGGACGGAUGAAAUCAUUACCUCGUGGUCGAAUGAUUUUCAAUCGUCGGAAAGGCCGCGUUAAUUAAUUUCCGCACAACUACACCUUUCAUUCCAAUUUCCACUCGAUAAUCCAUUUAUUCUCGGUAUGAAUAUGAAAUUAACAAUGCAUAUCGCACGCACACGAUGAGCAUGCUUUUAUUACCCGGACGAUUUAAUUACUAUUCACAGUAAUUAACAAUAGUCAGUAUGAAUUGUUUUUGAUUGAAAUCACAGCAGACACUACUGCUGCGAUACUUAUAAUUAAUAGCUGCCAUGGGGCAAUUAAUAUCCUGGAUUCUGGAAGACGGAAGACCCAUCGGGUAAUACUUAAGUAACUGUGCAAUUAAUCUUGGAUUAUUUUCCUCGAUUGCUUUAAAGUACAUAUUAAAUUAUUCAAUACUAAUUGUAGAAUAGUUACAGUAAUUAGUCGGUCAGUUUCACCACGAAAACGGAGUAAUUAGUCAUUUUCUAAGUGCACGGAGAAUUUCUUGAGCAAUUUCUUUGUACAUUUGUUUUUUUUUUCAUUCGGUUCUUCAAUUUUUAUUGAGCAAAUUCUGCAAUCUCAAAAGUGAUAUUCCAAGAUUUUUUAUUAUUCAGUUUUGAAAUUGUGAAGUUCUGAUUGGAUUGGAUUUGUUUAAAAAAUUCAUAUAGUUAUUCAAUAAUUUUUUUCGAGUUGAGCUGAAAUUUGAGUUACUCCCGACUUCGUCUUCAUGUCACUCAAUUUUUUUUUUAUUUGCGGGAAUGAUUUGAGUUUUCUUACCGGGUUUUCAUGCGAAACGUAACCGACCUAUGCAAAGCCUGCAUUUAUUGCACUGCGUUUGCACUCAAGGCCUUUCAUGGACGGAAUGGCUGAUAAGGAUUUCGUUACACUUAAGAACUAAAAGUUGGCUCUGGAAAUUCAGAGCUCAUUAGCAAGUGCUGGGUAAACUAAGUCGAUAAGGGUGGAGUUAUGUUAAACCAUUCGAGAUAAAAUUAGCUUUCGCUGAAUUUACAGAGUAAUUAAUAGAUAGUUUAUAGAGUUGAGGGAUAAACGAUUGAUUGGAUUUAAUAUGAAUUAAGUCGCACAGCCGCACGGUUCACGAUUGCAGCGAACACACAUCCUAUCGUUA
Fopius arisanus is the source of this 5452-nucleotide messenger RNA. RefSeq names its product metabotropic glutamate receptor 3. Gene Ontology annotation, molecular function: adenylate cyclase inhibiting G protein-coupled glutamate receptor activity. The coding region runs from base 238 to 3000 and encodes 920 amino acids. The transcript is spliced from 14 exons. The record is from RefSeq and is a predicted model, not a curated record. Lineage: Eukaryota; Metazoa; Arthropoda; Insecta; Hymenoptera; Braconidae. Gene Ontology annotation, biological process: G protein-coupled receptor signaling pathway. Gene Ontology annotation, cellular component: plasma membrane.